AUGGUCUGCAGGGGCCACACUCGACCCAGCGGCAUGGCCUGGCCCCUUCGAUUGACCCUGGCAUGCACCCUGCUUGGGGCCUGUGGAGGGAGUCCUCCGAUCCGAGCUAGGCCUUGGGGACAUCACAGGCUGGCAGCCAAUCUGGGCACAGGCCAGCUGCACCUGGCAGAGAUAGAUACACCAGAGGCGUCUGGCCCUGGAACCGUCCCAGAGCGCUGUGGGGCGCUGAGCCCCAGGUGCAAAUCCUUCCUGGAACACCUCCAGGAUGCCCUCCGGAGUCACUUCCUCCUGCCGCUCUGCGCGGAGCUCUGCGAGGGCUGGUUCACCACCUGUGAAGCUGAUAUCACCUGCGGCCCGACUUGGCUCUCACUCCCAGAGAGGAGCUGUGAGCCCGGCUGCCGUACCUAUGCGCAGACCUUCGCGGACGGCGCAGACCUUUGCCGCUCUGUUCUGGGUCACACCCUGCCGUUGGCAGCUCCUGGGUCCCGUCACUGCCUCAACUUCUCUGUCUCGGUGCUGCCGCGUCCCAAGCCCAGGCGGCGGGCCCGGGAAGCCACCUCCCCGCGCCCCUGGCGCCCUCGCAUCUCGCUGAUCCUGGACGCUCCAAGCAGUGGGAGCGGCAGUGGAAGCGGCAGCGGCCCCUAG
This is a messenger RNA of Trichechus manatus latirostris (Florida manatee), 645 nucleotides long. RefSeq names its product retbindin (gene RTBDN). Gene Ontology annotation, cellular component: external side of plasma membrane. The record is from RefSeq and is a predicted model, not a curated record. Gene Ontology annotation, molecular function: riboflavin transmembrane transporter activity; riboflavin binding; signaling receptor activity. Lineage: Eukaryota; Metazoa; Chordata; Mammalia; Sirenia; Trichechidae. The coding region runs from base 1 to 645 and encodes 214 amino acids. The transcript has 5 exons.